This is a messenger RNA of Cornus florida, 1363 nucleotides long. Its product is annotated as glyoxylate/hydroxypyruvate reductase HPR3-like. Gene Ontology annotation, cellular component: cytosol. The transcript has 2 exons. The coding region runs from base 224 to 1213 and encodes 329 amino acids. Lineage: Eukaryota; Viridiplantae; Streptophyta; Magnoliopsida; Cornales; Cornaceae. Gene Ontology annotation, molecular function: glyoxylate reductase (NADPH) activity; NAD binding; hydroxypyruvate reductase [NAD(P)H] activity. The record is from RefSeq and is a predicted model, not a curated record.
GAUGUCAUUCGCUUAAAAAAAAAUUUAAAAAAAAAGGAUGUUGUUUUUAGCACCCUGGCUUGGGGAAAAAGAUAGUGUAGGAAUCUGACCGAAAGUAAUUGGUAUGAAAUAGACAAACAGAAAGAGAGAGAGGGAAGAAUGUAAUUCAAUUCAACAAAAUGUGAAGUUGAAGUUUUUCAAUUCCAACAAUUGUGUGACUACUCGGCACCCAAAUCGAUCGACCAUGGCGUACACACAACAACAAGAACAAGAGCUUCCGAAGGUUGUGUUGGUUCUUCGCCCAACAAUUGGUUUCAGUGACUACGGAAAACAAUUCUCGGAAAAGUUCCAUUUGCUGAAAGCAUGGGAAUCUCCGAUGCCUACUGAACAAUUCCUCGCAACCCAUGCCAGUUCAGUGCAAGCUAUGCUCUGCUCCGUCGGCACUCCGGUCCAAUCCGACGUCCUCCGCCUCCUCCCGUCUCUCAAGGUCAUCGUCACCACCAGCGCCGGCCUCAACCAGAUCGACUUGCCGGAGUGCCGCCGCAGGGGAAUCUCCAUCGCCAACACCGGAACCAUCUACUCGGCCGAUGUGGCCGACGUCGCGCUCGGACUGUUGAUUGAUGUUCUCAGAAAAAUCACGGCCGCUAAUCGGUAUGUUCGCGGUGGCCUUUGGCCGAUCCAAGGAGACUACCCUCUUGGUUCCAAGUUGGGAGGCAAGCGAGUUGGGAUUGUUGGACUAGGAAAUAUUGGGUCAGAAGUUGCAAAGAGGGUUGAGGCCUUUGGGUGCAUAAUUUCAUACAAUUCGAGGAGGAAGAAACCAUCUGUUUCCUACACUUAUUAUCCUGAUGUGUGUGAACUCGCAGCUAAUUGUGAUAUCCUUGUCAUUUGCUGUGCUUUAACUGAUCAAACACAUCACAUGAUCAACAAGGAUGUCUUACUGGCAUUGGGGGAGGAGGGAGUCAUUGUUAACAUCGGACGAGGGGCUGUUAUCGAUGAGAAAGAACUAGUCCGGUUUUUGGUGGAAGGGAAGAUUGCUGGUGCUGGCUUGGAUGUGUUUGAGAAUGAGCCUCAUGUUCCGAAAGAGCUCUUUGCAAUGGAUAAUGUUGUGUUAACUCCCCACCGAGCUGUUUUUACGGAUGAAUCUUUUCUGGAUUUAUAUGAACUUAUCGUCGGGAAUUUCGAAGCUUUCUUCUCUGGUAAACCUUUACUUUCUCCUGUUGCACUGGAUGAAUGAAUGGAUUGAUUCUUCUCUUUGGAUCGAGGCUUGUCUCUCACAUGUUGUUGUAUUUUUUCAGUUGGCUAUUUCAUUGAACAUAUAUGAUCCCGAGUCAUUCUUCCAAAACAUGUCAUUCUUUGUAUUCUGUAGAAUUUCAGAACUUAAAAA